AAUCUGAGUUUGGUCCGUUGCGACACCUGAAUUAGAAGAACAUCACAAUGGCGAACAACACUAUACUCCGAGGGCUCUGCCCAGCUCCGUUCUUCGAUCUCGCAGCCUUUGGCGCAGAUGGCGGAUGUGAGUGCAUUCUUCGAGCGCAAAGCGAGUCAAGGAACUAAUCACUCGAUAGUCGUCGAUGGGCGAUUUUGCGCACCUGCACCCCAAAUUCAUCCGGGCCUCUAUUGCUGUGUACCAUGUCCUAUCACCGACUAUCUCUACCCCGAAAGCUUCGUAACAUGGUACCGAAUUGCAGAGGGACUCAGCAUUGGUGGCGUCGUGUCCUGUUUAUUCCUUCUAAUAUCAUUUAUCGCUCUUCCCUUAGAGAAGACUCGUCGGCAUUACCUAAGUUACUGUAUGGUCGUAGGUAUAUUGUUUGUCGGCCUGGGAUUCGUCGUCCCACUCGCAGUGAGACCACCGCAAUGCUACGACGAAGUCACGCCCAAUGACAUGUAUUCGAACUUGACCUGUGCAUUUUCGGGUGCUUUCAUUAUAGCGGGCGGCUUAUCAAUGACGGUCUGGAUCUUCGUUCGCGUUCUCUCUAUGCAUCUUCAGAUUGUCUGGGACGUCCUGCCCGGGAAAAAGUUCAUGUACGCUGCCCAGGGCCUGGGCUGGGGAAUCAUUGCCACCCUCUUCACCGUGACCAUCACUUUGACUGGCGUCUCAUUUCGCUUUGGAGACAUCUGCCAUGUGAAUGCACAGGAUUCAGUGAAGCUCUUUUGGGGCCCGCUCUUGGGGAUUGGGUGUGCGUCCACGGCGAUACAGCUGGCCACAUUCGCCUAUUGCAUCAAAGUUUACGUGAAAAACAUGUGGAGCGAUGACGCUACGGAGACCCAGAGCUCUGGCGGCCUUCCUUCCUUUACCACCUCUAGCAUCCGAACAAAGUCCGCCAAAGCCGUCUACCGACGAGUAAGAAAGGUAGUGUGGCUGCAGUGGCGCGGCAUGACCAUCGUUGCCUUUAUGCUGGUAGACGUUAUCUUCCUUUCCGUGGUAUUCAUCUAUCUCAAUCAGAUCGUGGGGAAUCUCAGCCACCAUAUGGAUUCCAUAUUACCCUGGACCGUCUGCCUGAUCUCCAAUCCUGACCACAGAGAAAAGUGUUUCUCCAUGGGACAGGCCCUAUUCAUGAACAUGCCAACAAUCAUCGCGGUAUUGGUGCUACUAUCGCUUGCUGGCCUUGAAUGUCUGCUACUCCUGGGUAGAGGUUCCAUCUACACAGCAUGGUGGGAUAUGGUCCGAUCCAAAUUUGGAUCCAAGCGAGAAUUCGUUUCGCUCGACGCAAAGCGCUUCUCCUCCGAUGCGCGUGCCUACGAACUUCUCAAGAUUGGGAAUACACCCCAAAUCAAAUCACCCGAAACCGCAGUCACCAGCCCCAUGUCAGGACGCGACAUUGAUCGCGAUGCGACUGGUACCCCGGAUUACUUCGGCAAAGAGGUACAGCGGGAGUACCGCAGUCCGACUCUCAGUUUCUCUACUCCUCGCGCUCCGUCUCAGGCCACGUUGCGUGUUGAAUGGGAUCCGCGCAACACGCACGCAAGGGGCGGACUUGGCUAUCACCCUCCUGUCACGGAGGACGAGAUUGAACGCCCAGGGAUGACGAACAAGAUGUGAACACGAGUCUCAGAUAGAGAAACUCCAAAUUCUUCGUUUCACUCUGCGACUUGGGAUUAGUGAGCAGACACUCAUCAGUCCCACCCUCCGCUUUACAACCAAGCAAGGAACAACACUCAAGGACGGCACAGAGAGCGAUUGGCAGUAUCGCAUGCCCUCUGCAGCCCACGAAAGAUACCCGGGGUACGAACGCCACCUUCUUUAUGUCUACACUAUCAGCACCGGCGCUUUGGAGAUUUUGGGCCGGUUGGGAAAAAGCCGUUUUACUUCUUCAUGUCGGACUAGGGGGUAACGGAACGAUCAUAGCGACGGAGUUAAUGACAGGUGGGCUUCUGGUAGAUUUCUAACG
Molecule: messenger RNA, 2002 nt
Organism: Mytilinidion resinicola
Lineage: Eukaryota; Fungi; Ascomycota; Dothideomycetes; Mytilinidiales; Mytilinidiaceae
Exons: 6
Coding region: 118-1653 (511 amino acids)
Biological process (GO): cell surface receptor signaling pathway
Cellular component (GO): membrane
Molecular function (GO): transmembrane signaling receptor activity
Source: RefSeq, a predicted model, not a curated record